AGAGAAGUUAAGCCCCACUCUAGGCCCUACAUGGCUUACUUACAAAUUAAAAAUGAGACAAAUUCCUCUCGGUGUGGAGGGUUCCUGAUUCGCCCAGAUGCAGUGCUCUCAGCAGCUCACUGUGUGCAUGGAAAAGGAAAGGUGAAUAUCAAUGUGACCCUGGGAGCCCACAACGUAAAAAAGAAAGAACUGAGCCAGCAGAAGUUCCAUGUUGGAUUUUGGAUCACCCACCCCAAAUACCAAAAUACUGAAUCUGGAAAUGACAUCAUGCUGCUGAAGCUGAAGAAAAAGGCCGAGAUAAAUAAGUAUGUGAAAACCAUCUCCUUGCCCACUCACAACGAAACUGUCACACCAGGAACUGAGUGUAGUGUGUCUGGCUGGGGCUAUACAUCGCUGGAAGAGACUAAAACUGAUGUGAUGUUAGAGGUGGACCUGAAGGUGCAGAUUAUGAAAUAUUGCGAGAAGAUUUUCAAAGGCUACUCGUGGAAGUCUAUCUUAUGUGUCGGUGAUAGGAAUGGCAGAAAAUCAACUUACAAAGGUGAUUCUGGAGGCCCAUUAGUCUGCAAUGAGAAGGCUCAUGGCAUUGUUUCUUAUGGCUAUCAAAAAAAGCCCUUCCCUAAGGUAUUUACCAGAGUCUCCUAUUUUGAGCCUUGGAUCAAUGAACAGCUGAGGAAGUUUGCACUCCAAGAUCUACCUGGCUCUCCCUCCUCUGAUUAAAAUACUCAGUGCCCCUUCUUCACAACAUCUGCUGAUUCUCAGAGGCUUCCAGGGGCAGCUGAAACGGAGUCAGAGAUGCCUUGCCAGGUACCUUUUCUGUACUAAGGAAAGUCUCCCUGGCAAGGUAAGAAAGCAGGUCCCAAGCACACCCAGUUUCCCGUU
Messenger RNA from Myiozetetes cayanensis, 879 nucleotides. Its product is annotated as cathepsin G-like. The coding region runs from base 31 to 717 and encodes 228 amino acids. Gene Ontology annotation, biological process: proteolysis. The record is from RefSeq and is a predicted model, not a curated record. The transcript has 4 exons. Gene Ontology annotation, molecular function: serine-type endopeptidase activity. Gene Ontology annotation, cellular component: intracellular membrane-bounded organelle; cytoplasm. NCBI's taxonomy places the organism in Eukaryota, Metazoa, Chordata, Aves, Passeriformes, Tyrannidae.